UCCACCGGCUGCGUGACCCCUCAGUGGUUCGGUUUACCUGGAUUCCUGAGGUCGUCGGUUCUCCGUGCGCCAUGUGAAUUGCGCGCGCGCGCGUUCAUGUUUCCAACGCCGUUCGUGUGCCGAUAGCGAGUGUGUCCGCGGCGUGUCAUGUUUAUGCUGUCGUUCUGCGUUUGGAUAACUGAUUUUGCGGCGAUAGGAUAGGUCCUAGUGAAAAAUGCGUCUGCCGAUGGCGUAUAACUGGCUCGUUACUUUACUCGUGUUUUUGGUUGUUUUCGGCCGGUCAGAAUGCGCGUUAAACAACCGUCCGCCGCAAUUCCUGCCAGGCGGCGACAUGGCACGAUUUUCUUUGCCCGAAGACACCCCAGUUGGAAAAUCGGUGUACAAACUCUCGGCAAUCGACCCCGAAGGCUCGAGGGUGUCGUACACUGUGAGCGGCCAACAUCUUAACAUAGAUCGAUCAACCGGUGUCGUCACUCUGGCUAAGCGUUUAGAUCGAGAGGUGUUGGAUUCACUGGAAGUCGUCAUUAGCGUAACUGACGAGCCGAUAAAGGACUCCGAUGCAAAUACAGUGUCUCUGAGAAGAGAAAUAGCUAUCAUCGAUGUGAACGAUAAUGCGCCAGAGUUCGUAGGGAGACCAUAUUCGUUCAGCGUUUCAGAAGACACUCGAGUUGGUACCAUAAUAUAUAACAACAUAACAGUUGUCGAUAAAGAUAUCGGACCGAAUAGUGAGAUUAUUAUGACGUGCUUUCAAAACAAUGAACCUUGCGUGACAUUUAACUUGCUCACCGAAAAAGUGUCCAUAGGUACGUAUGUAGGUUCUAUUAGAUUAGCGCGUCCAUUGGAUUUCGACACGGUGUCGUCGUAUAAACUAACUGUGAAAGCGACCGAUGGAGGGCUGAAAAACCCCCUGUCAUCCACCGCUAAUAUUUCGGUAGUCGUCAAAGACGUGCAGGACGAACGUCCGGUUUUUACUAACUCACCGUAUUCGAUCGUGAUCGACGAAAAUACACCGGCAGGCGUGCAAGUACUUAAGGUAACUGCUGAAGACGGUGACGCGGGUUUCAAGAGACCAGUCGUGUUGAGUUUAGAAGACGAUUCUCUCGGAUAUUUCACCAUCGAUAAUGAGUCUAACGGAACUGCUUACAUAUUCACCAGUGAUAAUCCUAUUGAUCGGGAAAACAAAAUAGUUUCUGACGCCGGUGGUAUUUAUACGUUCAGAUUAAAGGCUACCGAGCUGAUCAACAACGAAUUACCCGGUGACGUCAGCUACGAGAUCGUCACCGUAGUAGUUCAAGACGUGGAUGACGAAAAACCCGAAUUCAACGAAAGGAGUUUCACGACGUCGGUAUCCGAGGACAUUAGUAUCGGAACACCUUUACCAGGAUUAAAUAUUAUAGUCAAUGACAAAGACUUGGGAGACAACGGAAGGUACGUGUUGGUAAUGAGGACCCAAGACUCCAGAGUGUCAAACUGGUUUAAAAUUAUCCCCGAAACGGCCUUGGGAAGGUCAACCGUUCUGAUUCGUCUAAUUGAUAACGAUGGAUUUGAUUACGACGCAGGAGUCACUGAAGUCGAAUUCGAUAUUGUUGCCAUGUACCAAGAUAAUUUAACUGGUGGUUUCAAAGAAGCUUCUGCAGCUCACGUGCAAGUUAACGUCCUCGAUGCUAAUGAUAAUUUACCAAAAUUUGCUCAAACGACAUAUGCAUACUCCAUACCUGAAAAUUUGGUACCUGGAACGAGUAUAGCAAAUCUCACUGCUUCCGACAUUGAUAGUGGUAUAUAUGGUGAAAUUACUUACAGUUUACAAGGUUUUGGAAUGGACAAGUUUGGUAGUGAUCCUGAAUUCGGCGGUAUAUAUUUGACUGGCAAGGUCGACUACGAACAGCAAAGUUCAUAUUCACUUACUCUCGAGGCGAAAGACGGAGGUAAUCGUUCCACCCACGUAGUUAUUUUGGUCGAAAUUGUAGACGUUAAUGAUAAUACUCCAGUAUUCAGUUCGUUAGAAUACAAAAGAACUAUACGAGAAGGAGGUACUGAAUUUCAGCCGAAAUUCUUUGUUCAGGCAUCUGACGCCGACAGUGGUCUCAAUUCCAUGAUUCGUUAUUCGAUCGUCAGCUCAAACUACGACGGUGUUGUUCUGGUGAAUCCUAUCAGCGGAGAGUUGACGCUGAAUUCUCCCGUGAACUCUAGUCACACGUCUCGGGGACAAUACGAGUUAGUAAUAAGAGCGACGGACUUGGGAAUGCCACCUCUACACGCGGACACAAAUGUCUACGUCAGAGUUGGUGUGCCGGGAAACCAGAGGCCCAUGUUUAAAAAUCUCACGUAUUCCGUCACGAUACCGGAAAACACUCCAAGAACAACGGAGAUACUGAAGGUUCGAGCGACCGAUCCAGACGGGCCAGACUAUCUAAUAGAGUAUAGCAUGGUCAAUAGUAACGAUAAUUUUCACAUCAAUAAGAAAACCGGAGCCAUAUCUGUGUCGGAACGCGCCAUACUCGAUCUUGACUCGACGGGCCUGUCGUAUUAUCACUUGGUCGUCAUGGCUAUGGACAGUGGGUUGCCCAUCAGAGAGGUUGCACACGCCGACGUGUACGUUAACGUCACAGAUGUCAAUAAUAAACCUCCCAAGUUCGACGAUAAUGUAAGUUACAUAGUGUACGUACCCGAAAUCACGGAAAUUGGUGAAAUCGUGUACAAAGUAAAUGCCGUCGACCCGGAUAAAAAUGCGUCGAUUAAAUACGCGAUCGUUGAACCAAUCAAAGCUAAUGACAAAACUGGAUUGCCGUUAAAAAACACAAGCUCAUACAAUUUCAAAGAUGUAUUCAGCAUCAAUAAACUGACUGGCGAGAUCAAAGUGAAUUCGGCGCUUAGUUAUCAGAUGGCAUCGGUAAUCGUGUUGACCAUAAGAGCCGUAGACACUAACGCCGUCGAUAACGUCCACGAACAGUACGACGAGGUGGAAAUAACAUUUUUCGUGAAGCCAUACAUGAAUAAAAACCCGGUGUUCACCAACGCCGGAUGGUCGGCCGAUGGUGAUUCGUCCACAUUAAUCGUUAGAGUGGACGAAGAAACACCAAUUGGUACAGAACUGGUGCAGCUCAAAGCGAUCGAUGUGCUUACGAACGAUUCACUAUACGAUUUUAAAGCUAUCUCGGCAGUACCGCGACAAAUCGCUAUGGACUAUGCUGGCAAAGUUAUACUUACAGAACGGCUGGACUACGAAACACUGGAAAACAAGACGUUGACGUUUCAAGUGAAAGUCACCACUGAAGACGGUGAACGGUCAACUAGCAAAACCAUUGUGAUCGAAGUGCAAGAUAUCAACGACAAUAGUCCAGAAUUUGAAUAUCCCAUUUAUCGAACGUCCCUCGUUGAAUCCAGUCCAAAAGGUACUGUUGUUUUAUCAGUCAGAGCAAAUGACAAAGAUUUACCAACGUCUCAAAAUGGUAUAGUCAGGUAUCAUCUAGGAGGUGAAAAUUCAAAUUUGUUUACUGUUGAUCCUAUUAGUGGAGAGAUACAAGUUUCUGGGAAUGGUGUGAUUGAUCGUGAAAAAACUCCAAUUUUAAAACUAAUGGUAUUUGCAUCAGACAUGCCACAAGGUGGCUCUCACCAAAAAAUGACUUCAGUGCCAGUACAUAUUGAUGUGAAGGAUAUAAAUGACAAUGCACCUGAGUUUGAUUCUUCACUCUAUAUUGCAGUAGUAUUAGAGAACGUUGUCCCCGAAACAAGUGUGCUAAACGUAUCUGCACACGAUCCGGAUGAAGGAUCUGCAGGACUGGUACAUUACAAACUCAUAGACGAGCAGCAACUCCAGGGUUUCUUCUAUAUAAAUCCAACAAAUGGACAAAUAAAGACUACUAAAAGAUUAACGGGUAAAGGUCGGUCUGAUCCGUAUGAAAUGAAAAUAAGAGCCGAAGACAAUGGAGAACCAGGAAUGUUUUCUGAUGUCAAGCUUAGUUUAUACAUUAGCGAUAUAAUCGAAAAUGAUGGAGUUCCGACUUUUGUACAUCCAACUGCUGAUGAAAUUGCGUAUGUUUCUGAGAAUGCAUCUAUUGGGUCGUUAGUAUUUAGAGCGUUGGCUACCGAUCCAGAUGAUCCAAAUACAUUAGAAGGAAUUAUUCAUUAUAGCUUUUUAGAAGAAACAAAAGAUUCUUUAAUUUUUUCUAUUGAUUCGGAAACGGGAUUAAUAACAACUACAUCAAUUUUGGACCGUGAAAUGCAAGACAAAUAUACUCUUGUAUUAGUUGCAAGAGAUUUAGGCAGUGUUCCACAACAGACCACAAAAGUUUUUAACGUGAUUAUAACCGAUGUCGAUGAUAAUAAACCAGUAUUCAAUAGAUCCAUAGAAGAAAAACCUUUAAUGAUGGAAGUCGAAGAAGAGUCGUCUCACGGUACCCUGAUUGGUUCUUUGGCAGCCUAUGAUCCAGAUAUCGGGGAAAAUGCACUGAUCGAUUACAUAAUAACAGAUGGAAACGACGAUAAUGUAUUUUAUUUAAAUUCUUCAAAUAAUGUUGCUGAAAUAAGAAUCAAUGGAGAAAUUGAUAGAGAAUCUAUAUCUGAAUAUGUUUUGACAAUAAAAUGUUUUAAACAUAAAACAAAAGCAUAUAAUUUGCAUAAAUCGUACAAUAAACAAGAUCCAAGUGAAAGACAGGUGGUAAUCAAAGUGCUCGAUAUCGAUGAUAAUUUACCAAAAUUCAUUGAUGAAAACUUAACUUUAGGCGUUAGGGUAAGCGUUCCUCUUGACACACUUGUGGCUACAAUACAAGCCACCGAUGUCGACAGUUCGGCAGAGCAAAUCACGUACCACAUCACAAAUCUCACUUUUGCUCAUAAGCUUGAAAGCCCAAAAGAGAUUAAGAGCUGGCCUUUUUUCUUAGACCAAUUAAGUGGUCAGAUUAGAACUACAUCUUCGAUGUCAUCAUAUUCAGAAGGUUAUUUUAACAUAGUUGUAGCCGCGGUCAACAGUGAUGUGCCUGGACGGCAUUCCAACACUACAAUCAAAGUGUUUAUUGUAAAAGACCGUGGAUUGUUGAAAUUUGUUUUCACAAGACCCCCAAAUGUAGUAGGUCAUUACAUAAAAAAAUUCAAAGAAGACGUUGAAAAAUCAUUGGGGAUACCUCAAGCUAGUUUAAACUUGUAUGAUACCCAGUUUUAUUCGAAAAAUGAUGGAAGUCUGGAUUUUAGUAGCACAGGUUCAUGUUUUCAACUAGUAGGACCAAACAAUUACAAUCCAAAAGAUACUAUAUCGUUACUCGAAGACCCCAGCAAUCACGAGUUAAAAAACGUGUACAAACAAUACGAAGUUAAAAACAUAGAACGAUGUUCCCCAAAACAAGUGAAGUCAGCUGUUACGUGGGUACAGAUAUCGGUGUUGGGUAUUGCAAUUUUCAUUGGGAUUAUAUCGAUUUUCUCCAUAUGCCUUUUAUGUUGUUCUUAUAAAAAAUGGAAAAGGCUACGGUAGUAACGUGAUAAGAUGAUAAGUAUCAAUUAGACGUGAACUCAAUGAUAUGAGUUGCCAUGUAAAAGUGCUGUGAUUCAAUAACUAUACAAUCAAAAUAUAUAUAAUAUAUUUUAAUUUUACACAUUAUAUUACCUAAAAAUGUAUAUAUUAUUACUGUGAUUAUAUUAUUUACUUGCUUCGAAA
This is a messenger RNA of Aphis gossypii (cotton aphid), 5647 nucleotides long. It is a transcript of the gene Cad74A, whose product is annotated as protocadherin Fat 3. Gene Ontology annotation, molecular function: calcium ion binding. NCBI's taxonomy places the organism in Eukaryota, Metazoa, Arthropoda, Insecta, Hemiptera, Aphididae. Gene Ontology annotation, biological process: homophilic cell-cell adhesion. The record is from RefSeq and is a predicted model, not a curated record. The transcript has 21 exons. Gene Ontology annotation, cellular component: cell-cell junction; plasma membrane. Bases 215 to 5464 code for a protein of 1749 amino acids.